Molecule: messenger RNA, 1836 nt
Organism: Lentinula edodes (shiitake mushroom)
Lineage: Eukaryota; Fungi; Basidiomycota; Agaricomycetes; Agaricales; Omphalotaceae
Exons: 4
Coding region: 92-1516 (474 amino acids)
Source: RefSeq, a predicted model, not a curated record
GAACAGUCACGAGAACUUGAAUACGGAAAAUUCAUAACGAAUCAGGGUGAAGGAACUAGGUUAUUUGUCAAAUUUCAUAACAAGUAGCUGUAUGCACAUGUUCCUGGGCAAUCGAUUACUAUUAGAUAUUUCGCUGGUCUUAUUUGCCUACAGUCAACUUCGGUUUCAUGGAACUAACCUGCUGGACUCGGCCAGAUUGAGAAAGAUGUGUAUUGGCACGGUUCGACGGGCCGUUCAAGGUGCCAACACCGCAGUAAAUUUAGCGCUCUGGCCACAUUUGAAUCUUCCUGAACACCCAUGGAGAAGACUCAGGUCUUUUCAGCUCCGACUGCUUGUCGGUGGCUUAGAUUAUUAUCGAUGGAUGCGUUGCGUUGCCAGGGCAAAAAAUCGCUCCUCUCCAUUGGGCAUGGAUUCAUCACAGAAAUGGAAUAUGGAAUGUCGAACAUCUGAUCUUCUUCGUACGCGUUUGAACGGUUCUCCGUAUCUAUAUUAUAGCACAACUCCACCCCACCAACCCCCCUUCCGGCUCCGCGUCAUGAAACCCAGGACUCAAACCCCCCGUCGUCGGGGCGAAUAUCUUCCACGACAACCUGGAGAGCUGAACUCCGCUAUCUAUAUAUGCUGGUGUGACGAAUGUUCUAAUUCAGGGGUGUGUGUUGUGAAACCAGGGGGUGAUGCAAUCUCUGGACGAUAUUUCUACAGCGAAUACGAGCUACGUCAGCACUUGGCCAAUGGUCGAGCAAUAGAUCGUGGUCGUAUCGAUGCUUCGCCUGAACCCUACUCCUUACCAACGAUGUCCUUGUUCACUCAGUCUGAAGCCGCUCUCCCAGAAACUGUGUUUGACCCUCCAAACGUCGUUUCUCCUUCAGUAUCCUAUCCUCUUCCUCCCAGUUCUCUCAGGGAGACUGAAGAACUUGACACUCCCAUCCCUGAGGCGUCGAAGCCCACGACAAACAUAUUAUAUGAAUGGAAAACACUAGAGAACAUUCAACUCCAUCUGCAUGAUCUGAAGGAGAAUCCUCUUCGAUCUUGGAUACCUGCCGACAUUCAAUUUCGAAGUGAUCUGGGUGGAUCCCCCGACUUCAAAGAUUUCAUCUCUUGCCUUCAUGAGGACUCACGCAAUUCAAGCUUUCUGGGACAUGUAGACUGGUUGCGGAACAGCCGAAUGUUCCUUGAUAACACAAUGCCGUUGAAAAAGCUUUCUGCUGCCUUCAGCUGCAAGCAUAAAGUGGUUUGUACCGCUCUUGAAGUGGAACUGGAGUAUUGUAGACGUAAAUUAGAGGUGGAAUGGGACGAACGAUGUCAGAGGGCGGCUGGCGGUCAAGAGUCUGUUCAUUUCACUGAUAUCUCUGUAGGCGAUCUUGAAUCUAGGAAAUCUAUUUUCUUCAUUGUGCUUGUAGUCGCUGCUAUGCUGCACAUCAUCUGCGAUCUUUCGUCCGUUCCGAUUGCGCCUCUCAGGAAACCGAUAUGCACAUACCAAAAGAUAUACGAACCGUUAUUGAUAGACUCGCUCUAAAUCCAACAUACACCACUUAUGUUUGCUGUCCGAAGUGUUUCCAGUUAUACGAUAUCGACAACUAUCCUGAAUUCUGCAGCAAUCGGUCAGCCCCUGCUAGCCCUCCUUGUAACCGUCGACUACGAUCCUCCCUUGGCUCGUCACAGGAUUCUCCACGUCCAACAAACCCAGAUCGCCGGCGUCCAACUUCAGUGAGAUCUUAUCACUAUCAGGAUUUAAAGCAGUGGAUUACCUGGAUGCAUAACCGUCGCGACAUCGCACCACAUCUCGAACGUCCUUAUGAUCCAGAACCACCUGCCGAUGGGAAAGUGAAAGAUAUA